Molecule: messenger RNA, 966 nt
Organism: Hemicordylus capensis (graceful crag lizard)
Lineage: Eukaryota; Metazoa; Chordata; Lepidosauria; Squamata; Cordylidae
Gene: PSPH
Product: phosphoserine phosphatase
Exons: 6
Coding region: 200-880 (226 amino acids)
Biological process (GO): L-serine biosynthetic process; dephosphorylation
Cellular component (GO): cytoplasm
Molecular function (GO): L-phosphoserine phosphatase activity; magnesium ion binding
Source: RefSeq, a predicted model, not a curated record
GGGGGGGGGGAGCGAAGCCAAGCCAAGCCAGGAGCAUCGUCCGAGCUGGCUCAGCGAAAUCCAGAGAGCGGUGCCAAAGAUGUGGCUGGCGUCCAGGUCACUGGGCCGUUUCGCUUCGAUGUGACCGGCUGAGACGUCCCUCACCCGCACACCCAGGAGGCCCCCACUUCUGACAACGAGGCUGAAGGCCCCCCGAAGGAUGACCUCGCUCCUGGAGAUGAAGGAGGUCUUCCUCAGUGCCGACGCCGUCUGCUUUGACGUGGACAGCACCGUCAUCCGGGAGGAAGGCAUCGAUGAGCUGGCCAAGUUCUGCGGCGUGGGGGACGCCGUGGCAGAAAUGACUCGCAGAGCGAUGGGCGGGACGGUGACCUUCAAGGCAGCUUUAACGGCUCGGCUGGGACUCAUCCGCCCUUCCUAUGAGCAAGUGCAGAAAUUAAUAUCUGAGCACCCACCUCAGUUAACGCUGGGAAUCAGGGAAUUGGUCAGCCGGCUCCAGCAGCGAGGGGUCCAGGUCUUCUUGAUCUCCGGCGGCUUCCAGAGCAUCGUGGACCACGUGGCGUCCCAGCUGAACAUCCCAACAGCCAACGUGUAUGCCAACAGGUUGAAGUUCUACUUUAAUGGGGAAUACGCCGGCUUCGACGAGAUGCAGCCGACGGCCGAGUCGGGCGGCAAAGGGCAGGUGAUCAGUUACCUGAAGGAGCAGUUCCAGUUUAAGAAGGUGGUCAUGAUCGGAGAUGGCGCCACGGACAUGGAAGCCUGCCCGCCCGCAGACUGCUUCAUUGGCUUCGGAGGCAACGUAGUCCGAAAGCAAGUCAAGGAGAAGGCAAAAUGGUACAUCACCCACUUUGAUGAGCUGCUGAAAGAACUGGAGGAGCGAUAAAUUAUGAGUCCAACUAGUCUUAUUUUAUUAACCCUCGUCCUAGCUAGGUGUAUAACUAUGCAAUUAAACGUCUUGUUAUUUGCGAA